Molecule: messenger RNA, 7424 nt
Organism: Pangasianodon hypophthalmus (striped catfish)
Lineage: Eukaryota; Metazoa; Chordata; Actinopteri; Siluriformes; Pangasiidae
Product: mitogen-activated protein kinase kinase kinase kinase 4
Exons: 32
Coding region: 275-4735 (1486 amino acids)
Biological process (GO): protein phosphorylation
Molecular function (GO): ATP binding; protein kinase activity
Source: RefSeq, a predicted model, not a curated record
AACCGAUUCUUCCGGGACUCGUCGCUCCCCUCGCUCUCCUGUGCGCGGCGUCCUCCGUUAUUCCGUUAUGGACUGAAAGCCUCGUAUUCACUCCGCCUACACGAACCGGGGCAGAAACAAGCGGUGCGGAUCCUUGCUGUGUCCGAAAAAAAGGAACAAAAGGGUCAUUCCCAAUCGCCAAACGAUGGUCUACGGCGUCUCGGAUGCAGCCUCGGUGUGAAACCUCAGCAGGAGUGUAAGCUAAAACCGCAGCUCGGCUAAAAGCAGCGAGAAGAUGGCGAACGAUUCUCCAGCUAAGAGUCUGGUGGAUAUAGACCUCGCCUCUCUGCGGGACCCCGCUGGGAUUUUUGAGCUGGUCGAGGUGGUGGGCAAUGGCACAUAUGGACAAGUCUACAAGGGUCGGCAUGUCAAAACAGGACAGUUGGCGGCCAUCAAGGUCAUGGACGUCACAGAGGACGAAGAGGAAGAAAUCAAGUUGGAGAUUAAUAUGCUGAAGAAAUAUUCUCACCAUCGCAACAUCGCCACCUACUAUGGAGCUUUCAUCAAAAAGAGCCCACCAGGACACGAUGACCAGCUCUGGUUGGUGAUGGAGUUCUGUGGUGCUGGCUCCAUCACAGACCUGGUGAAGAACACUAAAGGAAACUGGCUGAAGGAAGACUGGAUUGCAUACAUCUCCAGAGAAAUCCUCAGGGGCCUGGCUCAUCUACAUGCCCACCAUGUCAUCCACAGAGAUAUUAAAGGGCAAAAUGUGCUACUGACUGAAAAUGCAGAAGUCAAGUUGGUGGACUUUGGUGUGAGCGCUCAGCUGGACCGCACCGUGGGCCGCAGGAACACCUUCAUCGGCACGCCGUACUGGAUGGCACCCGAGGUCAUCGCCUGUGACGAAAACCCAGACGCUACCUACGACUACCGGAGUGAUUUGUGGUCUUGUGGAAUCACGGCUAUAGAGAUGGCUGAAGGAGCACCGCCACUGUGUGACAUGCAUCCGAUGCGAGCGCUCUUCCUCAUUCCCAGAAACCCUCCACCUAGGCUCAAGUCCAAGAAAUGGUCCAAGAAGUUCUUUAACUUUAUUGAAAGCUGUCUGGUGAAGAACUACACUCAGAGGCCGACCACGGAGCAGUUGCUGAAACACCCGUUCAUCCGAGACCAGCCGAACGAAAGACAAGUGCGCAUCCAGCUUAAAGAUCACAUUGACCGCACCCGCAAGAAGAGGGGAGAGAAAGAUGAGACUGAGUAUGAAUACAGUGGCAGUGAGGAAGAGGAGGAGGAAGCUCCAGAGCAGGAGGGAGAACCAAGCUCCAUAGUGAACGUGCCAGGUGAGUCGACCCUGCGGCGGGACUUUAUUCGUCUGCAGCAGGAGAACAAGGAACGCUCGGAGGCACUGAGGAGGCAGCAGCUCCUGCAGGAACAGCAGCUUCGUGAGCAGGAGGAGUACAAACGCCAACUGCUGGCUGAGCGCCAGAAACGUAUCGAGCAGCAGAAGGAGCAGCGGAGGAGGCUUGAGGAGCAACAGAGGCGUGAGCGAGAGAUGAGGAGGCAGCAGGAGAGGGAGCAGCGGAGGCGCGAGCAGGAAGAGAAGAGACGUCUAGAGGAGAUCGAACGCAGACGCAAGGAGGAGGAGGAGCGCAGGAGAGCCGAGGAGGAGAAAAGGAGAGCAGACCGUGAACAGGAGUACAUCAGGCGGCAGCUGGAAGAGGAGCAGAGACAUCUGGAAAUUCUACAGCAGCAGCUUCUGCAUGAACAGGCCAUGCUACUGGAGUUUAAGUGGAGGGAGCUGGAGGAGCAGAGACAGGCUGAGAGACUCCAGAGACAGUUACAGCAGGAGCAGGCGUACCUGCUCUCCCUUCAACAGGCCAAAAAUCUCCAGCAGCAGCCUCAAACACAGCCCCCAACUGCAGACAAGAACAGAAACCCCACACAGCCUCCAUCCUCAGCUCAAAGGAGCAAAAUUCCCCAGCAGCAGCAUUCUUUAUCUGAAAAGAGCAGAAAAGCUCCAGUGGAGCAGUACCAGGACAAGAGCAAGAACCAGCCACUGACGAGCCAAGAAAAGUCCCGAAUCCCGCAGUUGCAACAGUCGGCUGUCGAAAGGACCAAAACCCCGCCGUUACCGCAGCCAUCAACGCAGGACAGGAGUAGGAUUCCCCAACCACAGCAGAGCGCACAGGAAAAAAAACAAAUCCCUCAGCCUCAACAAGUUCCCUCAGAGAAGGAUCCUCUCACUCAUCAAGAACAAGCACGGAGGAGCUCGAUUCCCCAGGCUGUGCCGCCUGCCCUGGAACAGGGCCAGGCCAAUCAGACACUCCCGUCAGAAUCCCAGUGCUCCGCCCCUGACUCAGAGCCAAUCAGAGAGGCAGAUGAGCGGCACCGCAGGAAUGCACAAGGCUCUCCACAGGCCGCAGGGGCUCAGAAGCAGCCCCCCGCUGUCCCACCUCGUGCCGAACCCUUUUCCAAUGGCAGCGCAUCCGAGUCGGCCCAGCCUGCCAUGCACCGCCCCAUGGAACCUCAGGUAACCACGUGGUCCCAGGUAGCUGCUCUAAAGAGCAGCUCAGCCGCUCCUCCCUCCAUCUCCCGCUCACACUCGUUCAGUGAGUCCGCUCCCUCACUUGCACACGCUCGUGCCCAGCAGCACCCACCAUGCCCCGAGCCGCCAGCCCACUCACACGAGGAGCCUCCCCGGGUUCCAGUAAGAACAACCUCCAGGUCACCUGUACUCUCUCGCCGCGAUGCCCCUCACCAAGGCGGCGCACAGCAGAGCAACUUGCCAGCUCAGAAGAAUGUCGUAAGUAACGCUGAUCCGCGAUUGCUCUGGGAGCGUGUAGAAAGGAUGGCGCCCAGACCCAGCAGCAGCAGCUCGUCAGGGUCUAGUUCCACAUCCAGCAACUCCAACACUGGGUCAGGAGAGAGAUUCAGACCACGCACCUCUUCUAAGUCUGAGGGCUCUCAACAGUGGCCGGAGCACGCGUCCAAAAAAGCAGAGGAGAAGAAGGAUGUAGCUCGGCCUGGGCGUCCGGUGGAUUUGACAGCACUGGCCAAAGAGCUGCGUGCUGUGGAGGAUGUGAGACCACCACACAAGGUCACCGAUUACUCUUCCUCUAGCGAUGACUCGGGAACCACUGAUGAUGAGGAUGAUGAAGAAGUGGAUCAGGAAGGAGGAGAGGAGUCCACCUCAGGCCCCGAGGACUCGCGUGGAGGCUCGUCCAGACUAAGCAACGGUGAGACAGAGUCCGUGAAGACGAUGGUUGUCCAUGAAGAUGGUGAUGAUGCCUCCUCCACCCCGUGCAAAGACAGCACUCUAGUUGUGCGACAGAGUGCAGGUGAUGUAAAAAAGCGCCCAGUGCCCACACCGGCCUCGAGCCUUAGUGACCGGAAUGAUCGGAAUGGCUAUUCGGGCCGAAUUCACCACUUGCCUGACCUGCUCCAGCAGAGUCAGCCCUCGCCCCCUUCUUCCUGCCCUUCCACCCCCUCCUCCACAUCCUCAUGCCACAGCAGUCCUGCCCUGUCCCCUCUUGCUACCCCGGACAGACUGCCCUGCCCUAUGGAGUCACAGUCUGCCACAAUGCAGAAGCACAAGUCCUCCUCCUCCUUCACUCCUUUCAUCGACCCGCGCCUGCUCCAGAUCUCUCCGUCCACCGGCAGCGCUCUCAACAACGUGGGUUAUGGGAAUGAUGCAAGGCUGCAGGAGGCACUGAGGCAGGAUGCGUCACGCAAGGGCUCUGUGGUGAAUGUAAAUCCAGUCAACACUCGGCCGCAGAGUGACACGCCGGAGAUCCGCAAGUACAAGAAGAGGUUCAACUCGGAGAUCUUGUGUGCUGCUCUGUGGGGUGUGAAUCUGCUGGUCGGGACGGAGAGUGGUCUGAUGCUGCUUGAUCGUAGUGGUCAAGGGAAGGUCUAUCCCCUCAUCAACCGCAGACGCUUUCAGCAAAUGGACGUCCUGGAGGGCUUAAAUGUGCUGGUGACUAUAUCAGGGAAAAAGAAUAAGUUGCGGGUGUACUACUUGUCCUGGCUGAGGAAUAAGAUUCUCCACAAUGACCCGGAGGUGGAGAAGAAGCAGGGAUGGACCACCGUAGGGGAUCUGGAGGGGUGUGUCCACUACAAAGUUGUGAAAUAUGAGAGGAUCAAGUUCCUGGUCCUUGCACUGAAGAACUCUGUGGAAGUGUACGCCUGGGCUCCAAAGCCCUACCAUAAGUUUAUGGCUUUCAAGUCAUUUGGUGACCUGGUACACAAGCCCCUCCUGGUGGACCUGACAGUAGAGGAAGGUCAGAGGUUAAAGGUCAUCUACGGGUCCUGCUCAGGGUUCCAUGCUGUAGACGUGGACUCCGGAGCUGUGUAUGACAUCUACCUGCCCACUCAUAUCCAGACCAGUAUUCAGUCGCAUGCCAUAAUCAUUCUGCCAAACACAGACGGCAUCGAGUUACUUGUGUGUUACGAGGAUGAGGGCGUGUACGUCAACACCUAUGGUCGCAUCACGAAGGACGUAGUGCUACAGUGGGGAGAGAUGCCUACCUCAGUGGCAUACAUUCGCUCCAACCAGAUCAUGGGCUGGGGAGAAAAGGCCAUCGAGAUUCGGUCUGUAGAGACCGGCCACCUGGAUGGAGUUUUCAUGCAUAAGAGAGCUCAGAGGCUUAAGUUCCUUUGUGAACGUAAUGACAAGGUUUUCUUUGCAUCAGUGCGUUCUGGAGGUUCCAGCCAGGUCUACUUCAUGACACUAGGACGCACGUCCUUACUCAGCUGGUAAACACUCCCACUCAGCCUGGAAUGACGAAUCCCUUUUUACAUGAUGACAGCGUCGGGAAAACCUACAACCACCACACAUCUAAAGUACAACCAGAGAUCCUCAGUGUGAUGAGCAGAAACCACAUUAAGUUAAACGACUCUCACCUGCUGUCGUAAACCAGACUGAGACUGUAUAGAAAUUUCAACUUAGAUGAAGAAAAAAACAAUCGUGUGUAAGAGAGGAGGUCUUGGGCGAAAGGCUUGAUCUUACAGUAUUAUUGCUAGCCUGUGUAAAUGUUUUCUUUCUGUAGAAAUCCCUGACUGACCAAGUGGUAGAAUGUGGGCGGACGCCGUAUAACUGCUAGGGAAUACGUGAGAGUUUCAGGAUGGAAGGUAAAAUUGAGCGUGUGUGUGUGUGUGUGUGUGUGUGUGUGUGUGUGUGUGUGUGUGUGUGUGUGUGUGUGUGUUCAGUAGGUCCCGGGAAAGUGAAGUGUAUUUAGAUUAUGGACAGGUAUGUGUGGGAUGUGUCUAGGACGGAGAUGGACCAUGAAAGAAUAUUUUAAUGCUAUUAUUAUUAUUAGUAUCAUCAUUAUUAUUAUUAUUCACUAAAUAUGUGGAUUCUUGUAAUCUUCUACCUGUGAUUUUAAGGCUCGCACGUUCUCACUGUUCCCAGUAAUUUUUUUUUCUUUCACUGAAGGCUAAGUUGCCACCCUAAUUUUUCUAAAAGGCAGAGAGAGCAACAAGCAUGGAUUUUUGCAUAUUAAUUAGAAUGGCCCUGCCGCUUCCCUCUCACCUGACAGGUGAGCGUUGGAUCUCUGGCUCUCUCUCGCCUCUAGUUAGACUGUGUGAAUGAUGUGUACCUGCUGUGAAUACGUGAUAUGAAAUCAAAAGGAAGUAGAGAUGUGUCACCCCAGUCGUGUGUGAGCACGUGUCAGAUACAUCGAAAUGUUCGGGCCUCCUAAGAUUUUGAAUUUAGUCACAUCUUGUGCUGCAGAACACAUCUGACACUGGACGGUUCUGCUCAUUAAUUAGGUGGGUGACAUUUUGGUUUUUUUUCCCCCCAACUUUUGAUUUUAGAAUUUUUCCAAAUAUAUGAUGCACUAAGUGGGAAUGUAGUGUGAAAAUACUGUUCUUGUGCUUAAAGUUGAAAGGCAUGACUCCACGCUGUUUUUUUUUUCUUCCUUUUACAAUGUUUAACAGAGUAACAAUAACAAACUGAGCCUGUCUGAGUCUAUUGUACGUGACUUUGGAGUUGUUUGCCGUCGUACGCAGUCCUUUAUGUUCAGCUUCAUCUCUUCACAACAUGAAGAGUGUUCAAUUUCAAAAAAAUCCAGACUGUAAGGGUUUCAUUUUCACCUUUACCUCCUCAGUGUUACAUACCUUCAGCAUGAUCAGUGUGAUUUUCUCCGCCUUCUCUGUGGGUUCCUGUCAGAUGACCUGCCGCUUGUUGAUAUUAAAUGUGUUCCUUUAGAGAGUAACACACACAGUGCUAUAUGUUACUGAAGGCAUCUCAGCCGUACAGCUCGGUGUAUAUGUGACUCUGAGGAGAGCAAUCUCACAAUACACACACACAAAUCCCAAUACUGUGUUUCAUUGCUCUUCUCUCUGUAGACCUCUUUCACAUUGGCCCUUAUUAAGUUUAAGGCUUUACACUUUGCCAACACUUUGUCAUUUCUUAAAAAGACUGUCUUUAAAAACAACACAACUGCUGUUACUCCACGUGGUAAACACUAAUAUGUGGUUUAUACAUUUUUCUUUGUUCUUUGAGUUUCAGUCCUUCGGGUUGGACACAUGAAUUAAGCAGAUCUUACAGCUAGCACUUUUCUUUGGGGCGCGUGUGUGUGUGCGCGCUGUAUUUACUUAAUGAAGGCUAACACCGUGGGUUUACUUGGGUCCAUUGUCACGAACAUUUUUUUUUUUCAUAUUUACCUUGUCUUUUCCCUUCAGUUUUACAAUUAUGCUCCUACACACACUCACACACACACACACACACACACACACACACACUAUUCACCACCAUAUUUUUUGUUAGGUGCUUUUAUUUGAUUGUUUGUAUAAUUUUAUUUAAUGCUAAUAAGUAUUAAUUAUUGUUCAAGUUGUUUUGAUUUCCUUUCAGCUUCAUGCGUAAAGAUUACCGCUUGUGGUGUUUGCAUUAGAAAAUAAAAUCAGUUGUGCUAUAAUGACAAAAUGGAGAAACUUAAGAACUGAUGUUAAGGAACCACUACGUGAAAUGCAAACUUUUUCUGUUGUUUUCUGUUUUUAAGAGCUUUGAGUGCUCCAGUUCUAGAUAUAGUUAAGAAGCUUAACUAUAGACAUUUUCUCUAACUUUAUUUUCAGUCUCUACAGCGAUAUAGUGCAGUCAUAAUAUAGUGCUCACUUAAUAUAAUGUUCACCUGUUGAGGAAAAUGUUUACAGAGGCAAACGAUGAGCUACACUAAUGUUCAUUUUAUUUAUGUUUUCGCUUACAGAACUCUUAGCUUUUUUUUUGUAUUGACUUUUUUUUGUCCGUGUUUCUCUUCUCAGUUGUUUAAGGCUAAUAAUGCAGACCGAUAUGAAUAAUGACGUUUCAGAAACGUUCCCGGCUGAUCUGGAUGUCUGUGUUUCAGUCGUGGCACUGUAUCGUUCGUCCUCUCUGUGUGUGGCAGGAAGUCCUGCAUUUUCCUGAUGGUCCUUUGUUUUUUCUUUGAAAAUAAACUCCUAAGGUAAUUUAA